This is a messenger RNA of Sapajus apella (tufted capuchin), 4396 nucleotides long. RefSeq lists its product as uncharacterized. Bases 18 to 401 code for a protein of 127 amino acids. The transcript has 4 exons. NCBI's taxonomy places the organism in Eukaryota, Metazoa, Chordata, Mammalia, Primates, Cebidae. The record is from RefSeq and is a predicted model, not a curated record.
CCGAGGCCGCACUCACCAUGGCUGCUGCGGCUGGCUUCCCUCGCUUCCACCGGGAGCCCGGCUCAUCCCAGCGCACAGACCGCGGCGGACGCCCGCACGCCCCGAGCAGAGCGACGCACCUGCGACCGCACGCACGAGCCGCCGAGCACCGGCGCCCGACGCCACGCCGCCGGCGCUGCCGCAAACGAAGCCGCAAAACUGUCGUAAAAGGGGUCGCGGAGGAGACGGAGAGUCGCGCCAGCGGCGGACGGGCGGAGAUGGCGACUUCGGGUUGGUGGAAGGAUUUCCUCAUGGUUGUGAUUCUUCUUCACCCCUUUGAAUUUGGAAGGAUGGCAUACACAUAUGAAAAACAAAAGCAAGCCUGGCAGGUUUCUUCGGAAAAGUGGCCAUCCAUGGAAUGAAUGAAAUGUUCUCUUUCCAUUCCAAUCCAACUCAGAAAUCAUGUUUCAUUCAAGAUAAGGCUCGUGGUUCAGGAGAUUGUGACCUGGCUUGCAUCAUUCCAAGACUUCUAUCAUCUGUUUUCCAAACCCGAGGAGGACCUUGUUUUCUGUGUGAUAGUGCCUCAUGCUUUGCCAGUCACUGGGUCUUUAAGGAAGCUUGCCAGGGGUUCCCGGCUGGGAAGGACAGUUCGAAUUCAUCAUAGACAGUGAGCUGGCACCACAGUUUAAGUGACUCACCAACCUGGUUGCCCACUUCAGCAUGUCAAGAACCACGCUAUCUAAUUGAAAGAACUGUGUUUCAGCAAAGUGUAAUUGGAUUGCACGGCAAGAUCAGCUCAAACUGCUUCUGACCUUGCCUUUCAGUGGCUGUUUUGAGCACAAGAGGAGAAAGGAAAUGGUUCUUGAAUUACAUUUGGUUUUUAAAAAUUAAGACUAAUUAAUAUAUACUUGGUUUUAUGUUCAUUCCUUUGUAGGAACUUAAUGAUUAUUACGAAACAGUCAACAUAGGUCAUAGUAAAAUCAACAUUUAAGAUGAGGUUAAAACAUUCCUCUGAAAUUUUAGUAUUCACUUUUGAAGUGUCAAUUACUAUAUUUCUGUAAUUUCUCAUUUUUUCUUGGCUUAGAGUCAAGAUGAAAAAUGAUAUUUGAAUCAAAGACAUUGUUUUGUUAUAUAGCCACUGCUUUCUAAAAUGCAAAUCUACCCUGCUUCACCAGUGCUUCAUUAUUUGUGCACACACACACAGACACACACACACACACACACACACACAGACACACACACACACAGAGCCAGCACCCAAAUGGCAGAGGAGGUCCUUUCAAGACUUCUAGGACCUGGAUCAUGUACAUAGCAGAUGAGAAAAUGAAGUAAGAGAUAGAGAGCAAUGACAGUAAAAGUCAGUGAUUUCAGUUUAUAAAAAGUCAUUGUGUAGUACUCAGAUAUUUUUAAAGACAAGUAUUAUUAAAGUAUAGUAUACUUCUAAAUUAUUAUGAUUCUCAUCCAAUUUCAAGUCACACAUAGGAGCCAUUUUAAAGCAUUUUGUGUUACAACCUAUCAACAAAAACCAACUAAUCGAGUUUUAUAAUGUGCAUAGGUUUACCCCAUGGGGAAUUAAAAUUUUUAUCUGCAAGUAUUUCUAUUGUUGUGAGACUUUAGGACAAGACAACAUUUGGUAUUAACAUAGAAGAAUAUUCCAUGGCUUUUUUUUUAGCUUUGAUGUUCUUUAAAAUGAAGUAUACAUGGUAUUUUUUUUCUUCCUAGUGUUCUCUUGUUAUAUGUAGAGUAUUUUCAGUUGUUGUUUUUAACAUAUACAUUAUUUUUAUUAAGUCAUUUGGUAAAAGAUAAAAUAUAUAAUAAUGGCCCCUUGCUUUUCUCCUAAUUUAAUUAUUUCAAGUCAAGCAAAACUGGACACUUUUCUUUCAGGAAAAAAAAAAACCUUGAACAUGAUUUUGAGGCAAAAAUGAUGACUUACAGCAUCUUCUCUCCGACAGACUAGCAUUUAUGAUGGUUCUUAUUUCAAAGUUGGUUAUUCUCAAAGAAAAGGGGAGAUAUUAGAAUUUCCAAGUAAAUUGCGUUGUUUUAAAAAAUCCUUGAAUGCAUUGUUCAUAUUGUUGCCAGCUACUGACCAAGAAAGGGGAGAAGAAAAAAGAAACAAAGCAGUAUCUGCUCCAAAUGUCAAAUUUUGCAGUUUGAAAGACUUGUAAGUUCUAAUUGCUUUUUUUUCUUUUUUGGAAAGCAGUAGUAAUUAAUACCAAAGGCAUAGACAAUUUAGGGCCGUAACCUCCCUUCCCACCACCCCCAACCUUUUUUUUUUUUUUUUAAACUUUAACCAUGAUAGGCAUCUCUGCAAGGUAGGUUUUAACAUAUUUUUUUCCUAAUUUUUUUCCCUCCAUUCAGUAAGAGGGAUAAGCUUUUAGAGUACCCAGUCACCGUGGUAACUGCCAAAAAAAUUCUCCUGAAGUUUGAAGAGGUCAGCUAGCAGGGCCAGCAACCCUGGCCUCUGAGCGCGGUCUAGCAUGCCCCAGCCUGCGGUUGGAGUGUCAGGCCAGAUCUGACCCUGGGAGGUGGACCAUUCUGGCUCUGAUAUAAAUUUUUCGAGUCAGUUCAUGGCCUGGACUCUCCAGGUGGCCUCCAAAAUCGAUUUUGACCCCCUGACCCUGUCUCACGGAGGCAUAGCAUCCACCCUAAGUAAGGAUUUAGCCAGGAGUGACAGCUUUCCACUGAGUGUUAUUGGGGACAGUAUAAACAGUUUGGAAAGCAAGUAAGAAGGUGUGAGUGCUAGAAGUCAUUAAGAGCACAUUAAAAAACAAUUUUAAAAAGUAUUUAUCAAAAGAAGUUUAUAAUGUGUGUCUGUUACAGAAUUCCUGUGAUCUGUAGUUUUCCAGCCAGUUUUGAAUAUAAAUAGGUCACAUAUGUUUAUCUUCUUGCAUACUUUAUUACAAAUAUUUAAAUAAGACAGGCAUGUUUGCUACAAAAGAGGUAUAGCAGGAAUGUAAUAUGCUCAGAAGAGGCAAGCUAGUUAUUAAAACACAUUCACAGGUGAAGAGUUUCUAAUAUUUUAAAUACUAAAAUUUUGCAUGUAUGUUUUUAAAAUGGAAGAAUAAGGAACUUUAAAAAAAAAAAAAAAAAAAACAGCAACCUACAGUCUGGAAUAAAGAUAAACUUGUUGCACUCAAGGUUUUUACUUUGUAAAACAAGAAGCCAAUGCACUCAUUUGAAUAAAAAUGAGAGAAAAAUAUAGAGAGUUACAUCUUAUAGAGCUAAAGAGGAAUGAAACAAAAAAAAGUCUCUGAAUAACUUUAUGUAUUUUCAACAGUUUAAGAUAUCAGAACCUAGAAAAUAAAUAUGAUACAUAUGAACCAUCAGUGGUUAUUCCCUUUUCCUUCCUACACCCCCCUCCCUCCAAGGAUGCCAUGCUGAAUGUUUUAUAUUCUCUAGGAAAGUAGAGUUCUCUUUGAGAGUUCUAGCCUGUGAACUCAGUAUGUAAAUGUGGCCAUCAGGAAGAUGAACUGUCACGAGGAAAGAUUAUGUUUCUCUUUCUUAAAACCAUUCACAGCAUUUCUUCUCCCAGUGCUUUACUCAGAGUUCUUCCCUUUUCUCAGCUCUGUUGAAAAUGGCUUCAAAAGCAACGCUGCAGUGGCUAAACCAAUUGUGCUGUGAAGUUGUUGAGAUGCCAUUUCAUCUGAAUGCUUUGUAAAAAUUAGAUUUUUAAGUAGGGGUGAAUAUCCUUUUGGGAGAGGGAAUGGAGUGAGUAGAAGAAGAGGGGGAAGGAUGGAGCAAUUAGUAUAUGUAUAUAUAUAUAUACUCUGUGUUUGAAGGCCUCUGUGUCUUGGCUUCUCACUACGUUAAAUCCCUAUUAUAAAACUUAUCUUCACAAAGCCUAUUAUAGUAUUCUGAGAACAAAUUGGACCAUGAAUAACUUAGUUGGAAGUGUAGAUUAUUUUCUACUCAGGGGAAGUUAGGGAUGACAACCGCUUAACUGAAAGAAUAGUGAUUAAUCUUAAAUAGGUGGAUUUCAAAGUUUCACUCUUGAUAAACAGUACCUUUGAUAUUUCCCCCUUCAGACUCACGUUCCCACUCUCUUUGUGUUAAGAAUUGUCCUAGUGAUUACACUGUCCCCCUAACAUAGCUCAAAGUGUAGGUCAUUUUUUUCCAGGUUGUUAAUCUGUCAGAGGUGACCAGAAGGAUUCUCUACUUCCUGUUGGUUAAAUCGAUGAUUCCAAAGUGGUACUAGGCUUAGAUACAAAAGUCGAUGAUAAAAAUGUCUUGCAUAAAUCAUAGUUCACUUCGAUAAAAUUCUUAUUUAAACUUUUUAAUUUGCUUAAUGCCCUGUAGCUUACAAAGCACUUUUUAAUUCAUAAUUUUGUUUAAUCCUUAGAAUGAUAUUAUAAGAUAAACAAAACUCAUCAAUCCCAUUUUACCUGUGAUUGCACACUGUGAUUGAGCUAAUAAAGGG